Adineta ricciae is the source of this 1158-nucleotide messenger RNA. The record is from the annotation of a GenBank genome assembly. NCBI's taxonomy places the organism in Eukaryota, Metazoa, Rotifera, Eurotatoria, Adinetida, Adinetidae.
AUGCCAAAGCUUUGGAGUUGUAUUGCACCGAAAAAUGAUGACGAGAAAAAACGUGAACAAAUCAAUAAGCAGAUCAAUGCCAAAUUAAAGCAAGAUGAGAAAAUUUAUAAAGCUACUUAUCGAUUACUUCUCUUGGGCGCUGGUGAAUCCGGAAAAUCUACUGUUGUUAAACAAAUGAAGAUUUUGCAUAAUCCUUUCACUCCAGAAGAAAAAAGCGAUAAAAUUCCUGAUAUUAAACGUAAUAUUCGUGAUUCACUAACCAGUAUUAUACGCGCGAUGGAUAAAAUAACUCCGCCCGUUACUCUUGAUCAUCCAGAAAAUCAAUGGCGUGCAACGUAUAUCCUCACAACUGCACAUCAACUAGACUUUGAGUAUCCACCCGAAUUUUAUGAACAUGCCGCGAUACUUUGGAGUGAUGCAGGCAUUCAAGCCUGCUUUGAGCGAUCGAAUGAAUAUCAACUUAUCGAUUGUGCUAAAUACUUUCUUGAUCGUGUUCAUGAAGUUAAACAACCAAAUUACUCUCCCAGUGAUCAAGACAUUCUUCGCUGCCGUGUGCUCACGUCGGGCAUUUACGAAACUAUCUUUACCGUUGAACGCGUGCGCUUCCAUAUGUUCGAUGUGGGCGGACAACGUGAAGAACGACGAAAAUGGAUACAAUGUUUCAAUGAUGUCACCGCAAUUAUUUUUGUCACUGCGUGUGAUAGUUUUAAUAUGAUGCUUGUCGAAGAUGAAGGAGAAAAUCGACUCAGAGAAUCACUUGAUUUGUUCAAAAACAUUUGGAAUAAUCGAUGGCUACGGACCAUAUCAGUUAUAUUAUUUCUCAAUAAGCAAGAUCUAUUAGCUGAAAAAAUCAAAAGUGGUCGACGACUAGAAGAUUAUUUUCCUGAAUUUGCUCGAUACGUUGUUUCUCAAGGCGAACAAGAACUUUCUGUACAAAAAUACAAUAAAGCCGAGCCGGAUGAAGAUUCCGAAGUAACACGAGCGAAAUAUUUUAUCCGCGAUGAAUUUUUACGAGUCAGCACAGCUACCGGUGAAAAUCGUCAUUAUUGUUACCCGCAUUUUACUUGUGCGGUCGAUACUGAAAAUAUUCGUCGAGUAUUCAAUGAUUGUCGCGACAUUAUUCAACGUAUGCACUUGAGACAGUACGAAUUACUGUGA